Talaromyces marneffei is the source of this 1485-nucleotide messenger RNA. RefSeq lists its product as uncharacterized. Bases 1 to 1485 code for a protein of 494 amino acids. NCBI's taxonomy places the organism in Eukaryota, Fungi, Ascomycota, Eurotiomycetes, Eurotiales, Trichocomaceae. The record is from RefSeq and is a predicted model, not a curated record. Gene Ontology annotation, molecular function: oxidoreductase activity. The transcript has a single exon.
AUGACAGCAACACUGCUUCCUAACAAGGAGCCUUACCGGCUCCUCGAGGAGUCGCCGUUGGUUCAUCCCGACGAGUUGCGCACGGCUUUUGCGCUGGCCAUGUCGCACAUGUACAAGAAUGAAGUACCGCUAUACGGUGAUCUGGUACGCAUUGUACAGUCUAGAAACCACAAAGUUAUCGCCAAUAGUAGUAGCACCCCGGACAGCCUCGAUCGCCUCACGCUCGAGCGUCAUGGUGCGAUCCGGCUAGGCAAGCCUGAGGAGCUGCAGACAGUGAGCCGCAUCUUCGCACUGCUGGGCAUGCACGCAGUGGGCUACUACGAUCUCUCGGUAGCUGGUCUACCAAUGCAUGCUACCUGCUUCCGUCCCAUUGACACAGCGUCGCUGGCCACCAACCCUUUCCGCGUCUUCACCACACUCCUACGGCCAGACUUGAUCCGCUCCCCGGCAGCUCACGACCUGGCCCUCCAGCUCCUCGAACGGCGAAACAUCUUCAGCAAAGAGCUUCUGCGCAUGCUGGACAUCGCUACUACACAAACUGGACAGUUCCGUGUCCACCAGGCUGAGAUAUUUAUCCGUGAAGCCUUGCGUACCUUUAGCUGGGCCCCCGUGGCUGAGGCCACUGAGACCGAGUACCAGCUGCUACGGGCUGAGCACCCCAUCUUAGCAGAUAUUGCCAGCUUCCGCACCGCUCAUAUCAACCAUCUUACGCCACGCACACUAGACAUCGAAGCAGCCCAGGCCGCCAUGGCGGCGGAGGGCAUGCCUGUUAAGGAUCGAAUUGAGGGUCCGCCCAGACGGAAAUGGCCUAUCCUGUUGCGGCAGACAAGCUUUCUCGCCUUGGAAGAGAAGAUCCAGUUUAAAAUUCGAGAUAGCGACAGCGAGAGCGAGGAGGAAGGGGAUACACACAACGUUGAGCUAGUGGAUGGCUCCCACAAGGCUCGUUUCGGCGAGAUCGAGGAGCGUGGAGCUGCCGUGACUCCAGCAGGUCGGGCCCUCUAUGACCAGCUGUUGGAAAGCAGUAUGCAUAUGGCGGAAGACCAGAGGGAGACCAUCGACGAGGCGCUCGUCUCGUCAUUCCGAGCAUACCCCGAUACUUGGGAAGAACUACGCAAACAAGAGCUUGUGUACGUCAAAUACGGUUUCACCGCGAAGCUGCCUUCAUUGAGCAGGUACGACGUGGUAGACUCGUCCACCAUCGAGAGCCUGAUUGAGGAUGGGGUUCUUGAGACAACCCCAAUCACUUAUGAGGACUUUCUCCCGUUCUCGGCAGCGGGCAUUUUCCAGUCCAACUUGAAUCAAAAAUCGAAAUCCCCCCACUCAGAUAAACCCUUACAACCAAAGGCUGACCUAGAGGGAUUUGAACGUGCUCUUGGGUGUUCUGUUAUUGAUCCGGAUGUUCUGUAUGCUCGAGCCCAGAAACAGAGCCUGGAAUCGAGUUUGCUCAAGUUAAAAUCUCUCCUACUACUAAAUAAUGAGCUUUAA